AGACCAUGGUGGCGUCUGGCAUCAUACGUGUAGGUCGUCAAGGCAGACCUGUUCUGGUAGCCGCCCAGGAGCAGACCCAAACCGAGCAGCAGCACAGAUAUUCAGUCCUCCGCUGGCGGGCGACGUUGGUGGUUGAGUGAGUGUUUGACUCCAGCGCGCUUUUCAAAACACCGUCGAUAUGAUGAAGGUACUUGGCUUCUUCCUCGUGGUUCUGACGGUCGCAAAGGCUCAAAUUAUCUUCCCCAAUGAAGAAGGUGCUCCUAAUCCUGAUCCUGUCGACACUGAACUCUUUGAGGCCCUGGAGGUGGACGACCGGCAGGCUUUCUCUUCCUGCCGGACGCCCAAUGGGGAAAUAGGCAGGUGUCAGUCAUUCUCAUCCUGCGGUGCAUACAGCUCGCUGAGACGAAAUCUGCAUAGGCCGUCCGUCCUAAACUUCUUGAGAGGCCGCAUAUGCGGACGCCUGAGACACACAGUGCACCUUUGCUGUCCAGCCUCCAAUAUCCAACUGCCACCUUCGGAGCCCUCUGGCCCCUCCCGCCCAUCAUCCAGUUCUCUACCAGAGGAGUGUGGCAGCACGCCGCUGGUUAUCAGAGUCGUUGGAGGACAGGCAACAGAGCCCGGAGAGUGGCCCUGGUUGGCUGCUCUCGGUACCCGCGUGGGAAACACCUUCACUUCGGGAUGCGCAGGCACACUCAUCACGCGACGACACGUCCUCACUGCCGGCCACUGCUUCGAACCCGGCCAGCCCCACCCGACAAUGGUGCGUCUUGGGGCAUACAGCCUGACGAGGAGUAGCACUUCGAUAGCUCCCCAGGACUUCAAUAUCAGGGACCGCCGUGAUGGAGGCUACGUCACCAGAACCAAAGAAAACGACAUCUCCAUCGUUAUUUUGGACCGCGAAGCUGUGUUUAAUGACUAUGUCCAGCCAGCGUGUUUGCCUUUCAACUACAGGAAUAGAGAUUUUCGAGAGGAGAAACUUGUCGUCACCGGCUGGGGAAGGACUCGCGCUCAUAGCUUCCGGACCUCCGAUGUCCCGAUGAAGGCCGUGGUUCCAGUGACAGACACAAACAGAUGUGCCUUGAGCUACACCAGACUGGCAGCGAACAAGCGACCCGUGAUAGACAACAGGUCUCUGUGUGCUGGGAACGGCACUACGGAUGCCUGUCUUGGUGACAGCGGCGGGCCCCUUCACUACCUCGACCUGAACGACGGCAAGUACUACGUGGUGGGCGUGGUGUCCUUUGGCGUGGGCUGCGCUAAUUCAGACUUCCCCGGGGUGUACACGAGAGUCACCAGCUUCCUGGACUGGAUCGAGAGAAAUGUAUAACGGUUGCCAAGAUACGAUACCGUGUAAUGUUUGUUCGUUCGGUGGUAUGAAAGUGAUUGUCGUACGUUUUUUUUUUUGUUUCCAUAUAUGUAUUAAAUGUCAGCGUGCAAGGUUAUUGUUAUGACAACAUUAAAUAUCUAACAAAGUAA
Molecule: messenger RNA, 1476 nt
Organism: Portunus trituberculatus (swimming crab)
Lineage: Eukaryota; Metazoa; Arthropoda; Malacostraca; Decapoda; Portunidae
Product: venom protease-like
Exons: 10
Coding region: 179-1327 (382 amino acids)
Biological process (GO): proteolysis
Molecular function (GO): serine-type endopeptidase activity
Source: RefSeq, a predicted model, not a curated record